This is a messenger RNA of Trichobilharzia szidati, 2553 nucleotides long. The record is from the annotation of a GenBank genome assembly. NCBI's taxonomy places the organism in Eukaryota, Metazoa, Platyhelminthes, Trematoda, Strigeidida, Schistosomatidae.
CUAAAAGUAUGAAGUUCUUCAUAUUGUAAAUACAAGUAUAUAUGUAUGUAUAUAUGCUGUACAAAGCUGUCCAAUUCGAAACAAUUCAGGGAGAAACAACUACAUAAUAUACUACUUAUAUAUAUAUUUAUAUACAUAUAUUGCAAAUUAUUUAAUACCACUGAAAUGUCAUCUUGGUCAUCAGAACAAUUAAAAUUCAACGGUGAAGAUUUUGACUAUGAUAUGGAUUAUUUACUCUUUGGAAAGUAUGCUAAACUGAAUUCGCAUACUGUGAGUAACAACUGUCAUUCAGGACAAUCAUCUGUAUAUAAUGUAUCCAAUUCAAUGACGAGGAUAAUGAACACGCCAUUUUGUCUACCGAAUCCUCCUCCUGCUCCUCCGCCUCACCAUCAUCAAAAUCAUCAUCACAAUCCGCCUUCUCAUCGUCAUUCUUCUAUGCAUCCAAUGAAUUCUGCUCUACCUCCUCCUAGUCAACCUAUGAUAAUAACUGAUGGAUGGCGAAAUACUGACCUAUGCCUUGAUAAUUUCAAUUAUACUACAGGAAGUGUAAACAUGAAUCAGCUUUGUGAAGAAAAUGUUCAUCUCUCAAGGAAUUCUGAUGGUAGUAAUAAUCACAGUGAUGAGUAUCUACACGAUGACAGUGAUGUUGAGCCCAAGUUGAAUUUAACCGAUCCAUUGAUGACAGAUAUUGCAGUUGGCGAUUUAGAUGAUAAUUCACCGAUAUCUACAAAUGAAUAUGAAAUGUUACUUAUGCCAGCAUCUUCAUCGUCGACUUCAUUAUCCCUGUCAUCAUCAUCAUCAUCGUCAAAUGGUUAUAACGGUUGCUACAGUCAUCCUAAUUCAGUAUGUUCAACACCUACAGAAGUUGACCUGUUCAAUUCGUCUAUUCCUACAUCGUGUUCUACAAAUUAUACCAAUACGAAUAAUAAUAAUAAUAAUAACAGUAGUUUAGCGUCAACGAUGGAAUGCGGUUCCACAUCAUCUUCAUCGUCUUCAUCAUCGACAAGUAGUGGUUCAUGUCGUUCAUUUCAAUCAUCAACGCAACAACUUUACAAUUGUGGUAAUUCACUGAUGAAGACAGUGAAACAGUCUGGCGGCUGUGAUAAGUUAUUGUAUAGAUCUACAGAUAAUACACCGACUACUACAAUUAGUAGUAUGAAUAAAACGCCUAGUCCUGUUGUCACUGCCGCUCCUUCUCCUUCUCCGUCUUCGUUGAUUGAUGAAACAAUGAAACCAGGCAUUGAACAGUCAUCUGACGACAGUAAUCAUGCCCGUAGAAGUCAACAACAGUAUGAAGAAGGCUGUGGUUUAUUCUCAACAAAAAGUCAUGGUUACAACAGACCACCUGUUUGGCAGAUGAGAUUUAAUCGAAAACAGCAACAGCAACAACAACCACACCAACAACAACAUUCUAACAAUUCUCCCGCCGUAUCAUUACUAACACGAUUCCGUCAUCAACAUCACCAACAUCAUCCGUCAAGUGUGAAUCAAGCGAUGAAACGUCGUUUCACUUCCCCUUUGAAAAAAGUCACUCUAUCAAGUGUCAAUGAACGCAGCAAUGCACAAAUGUUGUUUCUAAAUGCUGGUUAUUCAACACCUCCUCUAGAACACUGUAAUUAUUCGUCGUCUACAUCUAGUCCUCCUAUUCCACUACAAAUGACUCAUAAUAAUGGUCAGCAUCAAGGAGGAGGCGUAGGCGGCGCCGGAGGAGGUGAACAUAUUCCCUUCCCUAGUCAUCAUCAACAUGAUUCAUCGUCUACAUAUACAUUUCAGUUAUCUCCGUCACUAUCAGAGUGUCAUUAUAAUGAAAAAGCUUUUUAUUAUAGCAAUACUACUACUACUAUUAAUAGCAAUAAUAUGAGUAGUAUGUUAAAUGGGGAUUGGUUAAAAAAUGAGAAACACGAUUUAUCCUGUGUUCAUUCUACCCCAUUGUCGUCGUCUAAAUCAAUCAGUAAUAUGAACAAUACUGCCAGUACUCAUAGCAUCACUACGACUACGACUGCUACUAACCCUACUACUGAUGCUACUAUUACUACUACUAAUACUACUGCUGCUACUACUAAUUCAGUAGUAUGCAAAAGUCCGUCUAGAAAUUAUUCAAUUACUCCACCGAAUCCAGUUCAAAAACGAUUGCAUUUGUUACAGUUUAUUAGUAAAAUUUUACAAUAUUCUUCGCCUGAAUCAUCUCUAUUCACUCCUGGCGCUUCUUCUACGUCCUCAUCAUCGUCUAGCCAUCAUCAUCAUCGUUCAUCGGCAUUCAUUUCACCACCAGUUGUUAUCUGUUCCUCGUCUUCCUCUACGCCUGCCUCUGUCUCCGUUUCAUCCUCUUCAUCACCUAUUUCGACGCCUUUCUAUUCAGCAAACAAUCAACAAGAUGAGUUGAUACCACAUUUAUUUACAAUGAAUUCACAAUUUCUUAAUUGUGUUCAAUGGAUUGAUAAACAAGCGCGGAUAUUUCAAAUAAGAAAUCCACAGAAAUUAUCACAACUUUGGGGAUAUUAUCGUAAAAAUGAGAAUAUGACUUUUGAAUCAGUUAGUCGUAGUUUAAGGUAA